Messenger RNA from Cyprinodon tularosa, 1702 nucleotides. RefSeq names its product ring finger protein, transmembrane 1 (gene rnft1). The transcript has 9 exons. Gene Ontology annotation, cellular component: endoplasmic reticulum. Bases 150 to 1436 code for a protein of 428 amino acids. Gene Ontology annotation, molecular function: ubiquitin protein ligase activity. NCBI's taxonomy places the organism in Eukaryota, Metazoa, Chordata, Actinopteri, Cyprinodontiformes, Cyprinodontidae. Gene Ontology annotation, biological process: positive regulation of ERAD pathway. The record is from RefSeq and is a predicted model, not a curated record.
ACGCUUUCGACGUCAAAGGUCGUAAAAAUGUCUUGCUUGAAACCCUUAGCCUAGAAGCUAGCAGCUCAGCUUAGCCUUUUUUCGUUUCUUUUUGAGUUCAUUGCGCUUGGUUCGGGUAUUUUUUACUAAAUGGCGGCCAGGAGAUUACGAUGAAACUCCGAGGUCAGAAUGACAGGAGUGAUUCCAGAAGGGUAUUAAAACCAAGGGAGUCUCCUACUGUUAUGCAGCCCAAUCCAAGUGAAGGAGGUGUUCAUGCAGGAAAUGGUUUAUCCUUAAAUCUGCCAGCAGAGCUUCUGAUUGGGGCACCUGCUGCUACUAACGCUGCAGCUGCUGCUUCCAGCAAUGACAGCAGUGAGGUGAGGGUAUCUUUGACUGGGAGUUCUGGAGAGUCGAAUGGAGGCGCGUCAUCCAGGAGGUCCAGGGUCAACUCCCACUCCCACACUCAUUCUCACUCACACAGCCACAGUAGGGCACAGCUCCACUCCAGUUCAGAGCCUGAUCUGGACCCACCCGACUCCGAUGGGGAUUCUGGUGAGCCCAGCGGCUCCCUGACCGAGCUUCGCUGCUUGUUCCGUUGGAUCCAGAAGAGUCUUCCCUUCCUCGUCAUUCUGUGUGCUAAACUGGUCAUCCAGCAUGCCCUCGGUUUAGCAGUUGGGGUGGGCCUCCUCACUACUUUUUUAUAUGUGAAUAAAAACAUUCAGACCCAAGUCUUUCUUCAGGAUCGUCACUCGAAGCUGCAGUGCAUAUGGCUGCUUCUCUUCCUCACCUCCUCCACGCUCCUGCUGUACUACACCUUUCUCUCAGAAACACUUUACCACUCCCUCAUCUUCUUGAAUCCAACCAUCGAGCCUCUGGGUUUCUGGGAGAUCCUUUGGGCUGUCGGCGUCACCAACUUUGUAAUAAAGUUUCUCUUCAUGGGAAUGAAGUGCCUUAUCCUGCUGGUGCCCUCAUCACUGGCUACAUACAGAAACCAGGGUCGGUGGCUGAUGGUGACGGAGGAGCUGGGUCAGGUGUACCAAGCUACCGCACCUUUUCCACUGUGGUUCCGAUUCCUGGUCACUUACCAGGAGUCAGACGGGGCCCCUGGGCUCACACUCGGAGUCCUGCUGGCUCUACUCUACCUCAUACUGAAGCUUUUAGGAUUGUACAACCAGUGGACGUCUUUUCUGAAAACUGUGAGGAUUUUUCUAGCAGGCAAGCACACAGGCUCUGCAGCAACAAGGGCUCAGUGCAGCGAGGCUGGAGAUGUGUGUCCCAUCUGCCAGGGAGAGUACAGAGAGCCCAGGGUGCUAAUCUGCCAGCACGUAUUCUGUGACGAGUGCAUCGCUCUGUGGUUUAACCGGGAGAGGAGCUGCCCCCUGUGCCGCACAGUCAUCACAGACAAGGUGUACAAAUGGAGGGACGGCGCCACGUCUCCACACCUGCAGAUUUAUUGAUUGGCGGGGUGCAGACGCAGAGUUUUACGCAUGUGGGACUGCGGCAUUCCUUUUUUCAUGUAUUCCAGCUUUUCUUUUUCCUCUUGGAACCACAGCAGGGUUUGGUGUUGUGCUCAUUUUCAGUAGAGUGAUAAGGGCUAUGCUACCGGAAUGCCAGACGCACUAAUGGACACGAGCUGCACAGCCUGAAUGUUUCUCUACCAGCUCAUCUCUUCUUCCACAGAAAUCUCAUGUUUAUUAAAUAUUUUUUCCCCUUUUGAGCAGAA